This is a messenger RNA of Guillardia theta CCMP2712, 3639 nucleotides long. RefSeq lists its product as hypothetical. The transcript has a single exon. The record is from RefSeq and is a predicted model, not a curated record. Bases 1 to 3639 code for a protein of 1212 amino acids. Gene Ontology annotation, molecular function: protein binding; monoatomic ion channel activity. NCBI's taxonomy places the organism in Eukaryota, Cryptophyceae, Pyrenomonadales, Geminigeraceae. Gene Ontology annotation, biological process: calcium ion import across plasma membrane. Gene Ontology annotation, cellular component: membrane.
AUGGCGGGGGGAGGGGAAGGCCACAAGUGCGGGGAAGGGCCGCGAGCAAGGAGAGGGUCACUGAAGGAGGAGGAGGAGGCUGCUGCUUCCGAUGCUGAAAGUGUGGAAAGCUCUGAAGAGCGUGAGAGGGGCGGGGGCGGAGGGGAGGAGAUCGAGGAGGAAGACCCCGUGCAAGUUCAGCCGAAGGCUCAAGGAGACAUAUCUUCGACUGAGUCAUCAGCUGCAGUGAGUGAAGGAAAGAAGACGCCAACAAGACCUCACUGGACACUUGAAAAGGCAGGUACACUCGUGAGAUCAACCUUUCCAGUCGGAAAUCACACAUCGGAAAAACUAGAGAAAUCACCAACGAAAUCUCGCUGGGGUGUGGCAAUUGCAAACGUAAGAAAUGUCAUGAAAAUGACCGCAGGCUUCCGAUUCAGAAAUCACAGUACAUGCAAGAACUCGGACGACAUCAGAUUUUAUGUGGUGACUAAAGAUGGCCAUGGAACAACCAGUGAUCCCCUUAAGCUCCGAGAAAACUCCCAGAAAGCUCAAAUUCAAAGUGAAAUCUGGAAGUUCUUCCAACGUCUCAGUGAGAAGAAAUCUGAUGCUGGAGGCAGCGUUGAACAUGUUAUGCAAGAAUUGCAAAUCGUCAUCUCUCAAGAGCAAAUCAAAAGUCAAGAAAGGGAAAAACAAGAGCAACCAGGAAUUCACACGGAAACGCAUCCUAAGCAGGACCCACCUGAAGGAGCGAAUGACUCAGCACGACAUUCAGGAAAUUCCCACAGCAUGCCCAAACGUAUUCCGAUCGGUCCCAUGGGUGACUCCGUUGUCCACAUCGCUUUCCUCCUCGCCUAUGGUAGCAACAAUGAAGACUUUAUGGUGAAGUUGGCAAAGACGCUUGCUUCAAAGGAAGGUGGAUGUUACACCGAACAGCAGGUGCUGCUUGGCUAUGAAAGCGAGUUCCAACGUUGGAAGAAAGACGGCAAGUUUGCAGCCACUCGCGGCUUGUACACAGGUGAGACCAUCCUCCACAUAUGCAUCGCCAACGAGGAUAAGGAGACUGUGGAAUGGCUGCUUGAAAGAUACGCUACUGCACCGCCCAAACGAACGUCGAAGCCAUCAAACGAAGUCGCUCAGAGCGAGGGCAAAGAAGCGAAGGGCGAGGACGGAGAAGCGAAGGGCCAGGGCGAAGAAGCAAAGGGCCAGGUGAAGAGCAGCAGGACACAAGCUUGCUUUGGCGGUGUAUGUGGGAUGGUAAAGUGGAUCUUGUACCCGAAACCCAGCAGCGACCAUAACAAGUCCAAAGUCACAGAGAGUGAUCUCAUCCUACACCGGAGGGCGAUCGGAGACUUCUUCCUCCCUUCUCUCAUCAAGACCGACGUCGAUGUCUCCCGGCUCGGCUUGCUCAGAGCAUAUCUGACCGACGAGCCCAUUGGCACCGACGGGAAGCCUGUAGCCCUAUCGAAGCUCGAAGACAACGAGGACUCCUCCACCGGGUCUCACAAGUACUGGGGACAGUAUCCGCUCUCGUUUGCUGCCAGCACAGGCAACGAGGAUGUGUGCAAGGCCAUCCUUGACUUUGUCUACAGUCAGCUGGUCAGUCAUAAGGAAAGCAAGUGUGAUUGCUUGAAGACUAUGAAAGGCAGCGUCAAGUCGAUCUGUCUGAUGGUACAGCACGUGCUUGCUCCUGAAUGGCUCAACGAAGCUCAGAUAAACGCACAAGACUUGAAGAGCAUCUUGCAUGCCGCGGACGAGUACGGCAACACGGCUCUGCACAUAGCUACACUGCACGGACAUCACGAGGUCAUAUCGUGCUUGAUCGAGGCGGAAAAGCGUAUCGAUAACAUCCUGCGGGACAUGACUGGGGGCGACGGGAGCAAGACCUGUCGAAGCAGCAUGGGCGAGGCAGAGGAAGAGGCAGAGGAAGAGGCAGAGACGCUGCUGACCAUGCUGAACAAGGACGGCUACACCCCGCUUACGCUCGCAGCCCGGCAUGGGGACGUGGACACGUUCUACUUCAUCCUGGAGCGAUACAUGAAAACGAUUCUGUGGGCAUUCGGGUCGAAGCAGCGGACCAAGCUGAGACUGGACCAGAUCGACUCGUUCAGAAGGGAGAAAAAGAAGGAGAAGGAGAAGGAGCAGGAGCAGGAGCAGGAGCAGGAGCAGGAGAAGGAGGAGAAGGAGAAGGAGAAGGAGAAGCAGGAGGAGAAGGAGGAGGAGAAGAAGAAGAAGGAGAAGAAGAAGGAGAAGGAGAAGAAGAAGGAGAAGGAGAAAAAGCAGAAGCAGGAGCAGAAGGAGGUGAAGAAGGAGGUGAAGAAGGAGGUGAAGAAGGAGGAGGAGAAAGAGCCGGAAACAAAGAAGGAAGUGCAAACGACAAGCAAGGCAGCCCUGUCUCUACGCUGGUGGUGGCCGGCUGCGGUCGAGAAGACGCGCAUGCACUCGCACCCCAAGUGGAGGAGCGCUCUGCAAGUGAUAGUAGAGCAUGAGGUGGAGGAGUUUGUCAAUGAUCCCUUCAUCAACCGGCUCAUCGAGACCAAGUGGAAGCGCUUCGGUCGUCGCAUCUACUUGAUCGACACGGCCCUGCCUUUCUCCUUGUUCCUGGUCGCCUUCGUCGCGCUCCUCGUCCUCAAGGUGAAGCAGUGGGAUCAGAAGCAGCGAGGAGCUGAGCUACACUGGUGGACUCUUGCGCUGAACGUCUUGGUGAAGGCAUUGGGGGUAUGGCUCUUAUUUUUCGGCUGGAUCCAUCGACACCUCAAGCAGACCGACAGGAACCCCUCGGAGAGGAACAAGAGGAUGGAUUUCAAGAAGCUGCUGCAGAAGAAUAUCUCCUCCAUCCUCUCCAUCCUCACUGCCGUCUUGGUCUUCUGCAUCCCAAUCUACACUUCUACGGACACGGCUGCCGACGUGCUGCUGCUGGCGAUGUCGACGGUGCUGGUAUUCUCGCUGCUGCUUCACCUGCUGCUGCCGAUCAAGCGGGUGGGAACGAUCAUGAUCAUGAUCUACGACAUUCUCCUACAGGACGUGAGCCUCUACUGCGUCAUCUACGGGGUCACGCUGACCGGGUUCAGCCUCGCCUUGUACACCAUGCUGCAGACGGCAGACGUGCAGAAGCUGUACGAGGACAACAACAGCACGAGGUUCUUCAACUACCUCACGACCCCGGGGGCCAGCUUCCUCCAGCUGACCUGGAACUCUCUCGGAGACGACUACGUCUUCUCCACCCAGCUGCUCCUCGCGUCUGUCAACCCGACGCUCUCCUUCAUGCUGCUCAUCUCAUGGUCGAUCCUCUCGGAGCUGCUCCUCCUCAACCUGAUCAUCGCCAUGAUGAACCGCAGCUACGAGAUCGACUCGCACGACGUCCACAGGAUCUGGUUCUUCCCGUUCGCGGACCUGGUGCUUCGGCAUGAGCGGCGGAUGUUCAUCAAGAGCUGGAGGCUGUCGCGGUUCUUCAUGGGCGAUGUGUCCUUGUACAGGACGGGGAGCUCCUUCAAGACGUCCAACAAGUUCCUGGAGCCGGAGGAGCGGCUGUCGGCCACGUACUACGACAUCAGGACAGAGGACGUGAAGGGGGAGAGGAAGGGCUGGGAGGAGGCGAUGAGGACGAAGCGGCAGAUCAUUCGGACAUUGAAGAACGUCAUGAGAGCUGACAGGCAGUAG